Messenger RNA from Thlaspi arvense, 1488 nucleotides. The record is from the annotation of a GenBank genome assembly. NCBI's taxonomy places the organism in Eukaryota, Viridiplantae, Streptophyta, Magnoliopsida, Brassicales, Brassicaceae.
AUGGCGGAUACUGUAGAGAAAGUCCCCGCCGCUGAGUCAUCUUCAUCCACCGCAGAAGCAUCAAUCGCCGUCGAGAAGACAGAGCCCACGACGUCGGAGAAGAAGAAGUGGGGCGAUGUUGAGGAUGACGAUGAAGAGGAAGCAAACGCAGUCUCGGAGCUCAAUUCUUUGAGUAUUAAGGAGGAAGAGCAACCUGAAUCUGUGCUUGAAGAACCCGAAGAUUCCAACAUCAAAGCGGUUCCUGCCGGUGACACACCAUAUACAUCGGCAAGUAGAUUCGAAGAUUUGAACUUAUCGCCUGAGUUGAUGAAAGGCUUGUAUGUGGAGAUGAAGUUCGAAAAGCCGAGCAAGAUUCAAGCGAUCAGCUUGCCUAUGAUCAUGACGCCGCCUCACAAGCAUCUGAUUGCUCAGGCGCAUAACGGAUCUGGGAAGACGACCUGUUUCGUUCUUGGAAUGCUGAGUCGGGUUGACCCGGCUCUGAAACAGCCUCAAGCCCUUUGCAUUUGUCCCACCAGAGAAUUAGCAAACCAGAAUAUGGAAGUUCUUCAGAAGAUGGGGAAGUUCACUGGGAUCACUGCUGAAGUAGCUGUCCCGGAGACGACGAGAGGUCAACCUAUUGCAAGGCGAGCAACUGUUAGUGCCCAAGUUGUGAUUGGCACACCUGGGACGAUUAAAAAGUGGAUGGCUUUCAAGAAACUUGGUCUAGAUCACUUGAAGAUUCUGGUUUUUGAUGAGGCUGACCAUAUGCUUGCUACGGAUGGCUUUCAAGAUGAUUCCAGGAGGAUAAUGAAAGACAUUGAGAGGGUCAAUCCCAAUGUUCAGGUUCUUCUUUUCUCGGCGACUUUUAAUGAAACCGUCAAAGAUUUUGUUAAGUGGACAGUCAAGGACCCCAACCAACUGUUUGUAAAAAGAGAAGAUCUGGCUUUGGACUCAGUGAAGCAGUAUAAAGUGGUUUGCCCAAAGGAGCAAAACAAGAUUGAAGUGAUCAAGGAUCAGAUUAUGGAGCUUGGGGAUAUUGGUCAGACCAUAAUAUUUGUGAGAACGAAGGUGUCAGCAAACAAGGUGCACAAAGCUCUCACCGAAAUGGGGUAUGACGUCACCAGUGUUCAUGGUAGUAUGUCAGAAGUGGACAGAGAUAAGAUAGUGAAGGAGUUCAAAGAAUCCCUAACCAGCGUUCUCAUUGCGACCGAUGUCAUUGCAAGAGGCUUUGACCAACAACGGGUGAAUUUGGUUGUAAAUUAUAAUCUGCCUACUAAAUAUGACACAAGGGAGCCAGAUUAUGAAGUGUAUCUUCACAGAGUCGGAAGAGCUGGCCGGUUUGGUCGUAAAGGAGCUGUGUUCAACCUGCUUCUUGAGGAAGGACCGGAUAGACAGGAUAUGGAGAAGAUUGAGAGAUAUUUUAAUGCGCAUGUUAAGGAGAUCAAGUCUUGGAACUCAGAGGAAGAGUAUAAGAGCGCGCUCAAGGAAGCUGGCCUGCUCGAUGAGUAG